AUGACAGACACGUCGUCCCAUCCGCUCUUGGUGAUGUCCCCAUCCAAAGCCCACGGGCUGUUGUUUACGAAAAUGAGGGACAAGAACACAUCAUCCGUGGAUUUUGUCUACUAUGCGAAGAGGGCCAUGCGAUUGGUCGCAGAAGAUGCCUUGGCCGAAUUUCCCACCACGAUAUCUUCGAUCGAGACACCCUGUGGUCCCUUUGAAGGUUUGGAGAGCGUGGCGCCGACAGAUCUGUGUGCCGUCUCUAUUGUUCGCAGUGGCGAUGUGCUGUUGGAGUCGGUGCGAGAAAUUCUGCCAGCCUGCAAAGUAGGCAAGAUUUUGAUACAACGAGACGAGUCUCAUCCCAAAAAGUUGCCCAAAUUGUUCUAUAGCAAGUUUCCCCCCGGAAUCAAGGACAUGUUCGUGUUACUGUGUGAUCCCAUGUUGGCCACGGGUGGCAGUGCCAUUACUGCACUGGAUGUUCUAGUAAAAGGAAACGGAGUGGAUCCCAAGAAAAUCAUCUUUGCCAACAUGAUUUGUGCUCCCCAAGGACUGAGAGUCCUCGCAGCAGCGUAUCCGGAUGUCAAGAUUGUCACUGCCGUUGUGGACAAGGAGCUGAAUGAUGACAAGUUUAUUGUGCCAGGAUUAGGGGACUAUGGGGAUCGGUUCUUCAACACGGUAUGA
This is a messenger RNA of Seminavis robusta, 666 nucleotides long. Lineage: Eukaryota; Bacillariophyta; Bacillariophyceae; Naviculales; Naviculaceae. The record is from the annotation of a GenBank genome assembly.